Abrus precatorius (Indian licorice) is the source of this 2521-nucleotide messenger RNA. Its product is annotated as auxin-induced protein X10A-like. The transcript is spliced from 3 exons. The coding region runs from base 1970 to 2521 and encodes 183 amino acids. The record is from RefSeq and is a predicted model, not a curated record. Lineage: Eukaryota; Viridiplantae; Streptophyta; Magnoliopsida; Fabales; Fabaceae. Gene Ontology annotation, biological process: response to auxin.
ACCGUGGGAAGGCUUUUGUAAAUUAUCUAUAUUUUAAUACAUGGAUGAACAAACAUAAGCCCUGUGCCAAUUUUAUGGAUAUUGUGUAUUACAGUUAUUGGGAUGUAAGAUUAGUAAUUCUUUUGAAUAUAUUGUGUGAAACAAAGAAGUCAAUACAAGAAUUUUAGAUGUCGUUAAAGUUACGCUCUUUGCUAUAUAGUAAUCUUUGGCCAUGAUUUAGUGAAAAUUAACAGACCAAUAUAAUAAUUUGUGUGACCCCGGUAAAUGCAUUUGAAAAUAUCUGCAACAAGAGAUGAAACUCUCAUAAAAACUUGUAUGAAUGUAUCAAUAAUUAGAGUUUACAUAGCCUUUAAUGGUGACUACGAAAUAAUUAAUCAUGGAAUUCCAAUCAAGGCGAUUUUGGUUUACCCUGCAAUCCAAGGACUUCCGUCUUCACUGACCUAGUGGCCUUGUUAUGCAACAAUAUCACAUUACCUUGUUAAUUAUUCCCCAACUGUAUACCAUAUUAUUGAGUAUUUUAACGUAACAAGUGUUUUUUGAAAAAUAGGAAAAAAUAAAAAAAUGGAAAGGUUAACUUCCUUCUGAGAUAACAUUUAACUAUCUAAUUAUAAGCAAUAUUAUAUGCUACCAUUCCUGACUAUAACCCAUAAUUAAUACUUCCCUUGAGAAGUAACAUGUGAUUACUAGACAAACAGCAGUUAGAAAGGAACUAGUUUUGUCUUUCCAUCUUGUUCAGCAAGAAACUACUGCACUCGCAAAGUUGCACGAAGUUCAGAACUGUUUUCUCGAUGAGAACUCCUUAAAAGAAGUAAAAACAAUUACAAGUCAGAGUCAGACUUACUUCUAUCCAGCAAAAGCCAUCAAAUUUUGAAAUUUUUUAUCAGAUGCUAUAUACAACCUUCUUAAAUAAAACUAUUAAAAAUGAUAUAAAUUUCUAAAAUAGCCUAGAAAAUUAUUAAGAACAAUCUAGGAAAAUUUAUUUCAAUCUUCUAAUUUGUAGGUAGUUCUAGAAAAAGUUUUAGAAUAUUGUAAAUAUUUAAAUAUUUAACCAUCCAAAUACAAUGGUGGAGGAUGCCUAUAAAUAGGCAUGCUAUCAUAUUGUAAAUGUUACAAAGAAAUAAUUAAGUUAUCAAUGCUCUAUCUCUUAAGUGUCUUACUCAACUUUCUUCAACUAUUAUUUUUAACUAUUCUAACUAACAUAUUUCAACUAUCUUACUCAUUUCACAUACACUAAAAACUAUCAGAAUUUUUUUCUUUUGUUGUAGAAUGUUGGACAGAAAUUUUAAUAGGAGGGGUUGGCUAACAUGUAGUUUGGCAACUUACCUGAACUAGUAUUCCCAAUCCUUUCAACGACUCGUUUUUCAAUUUGACACAUGAAAAUUAUGACAAUGAUAAUUGAUAAGAUCAUGCAAUCAAAAUCUAUCUCCUCUUGCCUCAGGAAUCUGAAUAUCAUGGUUUAAUAAGCAUUCAAUUUGUGACGUGCAAGCAAGUGAAAACUACAUAACUAUCAGUGAAGAAAAUGUGAGAUGUUUUAAGCAUGUAUGAAACGAGAAAUAUCAACCCUGCCAUUAUAAUGGCCACACAAUUAAUAGUUUCUCCAACCUGUACAUACCACUUUCAUUUUCAAGUGGUCAUCAUGUUAGCACAGCAUACUGCAUGUGGGUAUAAAUUGAUUUCUCUCUCAAGUCUUAAGCAAUCAACAUCCUUGGUAAAGGCCUCUAAGACAAUACCAUGAGAUCACUUAUGAACCCUUGUCUGAAUGAUAGACACUAGAACCAAUCAAAUGGGCAUCCACUGCUAAGUUCUAAAGCAAAUACUCUCCACAAAGCUGCAUUUAUCUAUAUAUACUCACCACUUCAUUCACAAGGAACACAAAUCAAUUGCAUCUUAAAGAAUAAAAAAUUAAGCAGUACUUAUUUCUUUUAAGAUCUCUGUCAUCGUUCUUUACUUCCCAGUGUCAUUUAACACAAUGGGUUUCCACUUAAAGGGGUUGAAGGGUAUUAGACGAUCAUCACUACCUACAACCCAAACAGCAUCUAAAGGGGUUGAAGUCCCAAAAGGAUAUCUUGCUGUCUAUGUUGGAGAUAACAUGAGGCGGUUUGUGAUUCCUAUAUCAUACUUGAACCAACCUUCAUUUCAAGAUUUAUUGAGUCAAUCAGAAGAAGAAUUUGGAUAUUCUCAUCCCAGAGGUGGCCUCACAAUUCCAUACGAGAACUUCACCUUGUUCUUCAAAACAUUUGAAAUGGGUUUCCAUUUACCUUCCAUUAGAAGGGCUUCAUUUACUGGUAGCCAAGCAUCUUCAAAAGUUGUGAAUGUGCCAAAGGGCUAUCUUGCCGUGUAUGUAGGAGAGAAAAUGAAGCGUUUUGUGAUCCCCAUCUCAUACCUAAACCAACCUGCAUUUCAAGAAUUACUAAGUCAAGUAGAGGGAGAAUUUGGACAUGACCAUCCAAGGGGUGGUCUCACCAUUCCAUGCAUGGAAGAUGUCUUCUUGCAAGUUACAUCUCAAUUGAAUGAGCUAUAA